Molecule: messenger RNA, 849 nt
Organism: Prorocentrum cordatum
Lineage: Eukaryota; Dinophyceae; Prorocentrales; Prorocentraceae
Source: the annotation of a GenBank genome assembly
AUGUCGUAUCAGCUUGCGGCAAAGGCAAGCACGAUGCCGAAGCAUGCACGGGAAAGGGACGUUCGAGCGAUGUCUGGAGCCUUGAGACGGGGGUCACUGCAAACGGGGGUCAGCCAGAGCGCUGGAUCUUGCAGGAUCCUGCUGGGACAGGGUCGCAUUGACCCGGGCUUGGGUGCAGUAUCCUGCAGGAUCCUGCAGGAUCCUUCGCAUUGGGCUUGGUUUGGUGGAUGCAGGACCUUUCAGGAUUUUGCAGGAGUUUGCAAGGCCGGAUUGACCCGGGUCUGGACUGACCCGGGUCAGAAGAUCCCCGAAGAUGUCAAGUGGGUGUUCGUGCAGAUGUUUUUUUCUUCUGGCAUCGCCAAGAACAACCUCGGGGAGUCGUUCUAUCGGCCUUGGGUGCCGUUCGUCACCACGAUCUUCCUGUUCAUCUUCGGGUCCAACUGGUCCGGGGCGCUGGUGCCGUGGAAGCUGCUGGAGCUCCCCGAGGGCGAACUCGCCGCACCCACCAACAACAUCAACACCACCGUGGCGCUGAGCCUGCUGACAUCCAUCGCCUACUUCGGCGGUGGCCUGGUGAAGAAGGGCCUCGGAUACUUCGCGCGGUACGUCAAGCCCACGCCCAUCUUGCUGCCAAUCAACAUCCUCGAGGACUUCACCAAGCCGCUCAGCCUGAGCUUCAGGCUCUUCGGGAACGUGCUCGCGGACGAGCUCACCGUGGCAGUCCUCACCUUCCUGGUACCCUUUGUCAUCCCCCUGCCUAUCAUGGCGCUUGGCAUCUUCGCCGGCUCCAUCCAGGCGCUGAUCUUCGCCACUCUGGCGUCGGCGUACAUCGCCGAGGCGAUCGAGUGA